Messenger RNA from Colletotrichum scovillei, 1639 nucleotides. Its product is annotated as mannosyltransferase. NCBI's taxonomy places the organism in Eukaryota, Fungi, Ascomycota, Sordariomycetes, Glomerellales, Glomerellaceae. Bases 172 to 1437 code for a protein of 421 amino acids. Gene Ontology annotation, molecular function: alpha-1,4-mannosyltransferase activity; GPI mannosyltransferase activity. The transcript is spliced from 3 exons. Gene Ontology annotation, cellular component: glycosylphosphatidylinositol-mannosyltransferase I complex; membrane. The record is from RefSeq and is a predicted model, not a curated record. Gene Ontology annotation, biological process: GPI anchor biosynthetic process.
CAACAUGGGGAUUUGAAGCUUCAACCCCCGAAACUCACAUUCGCUCCAGCGCAUUGUUUCUUUCAGGGCAUGUUCAAUGGCCUUUUGGGUAACUCCGCUCGAAUAAUACUGUCUGAUUAGAUAGCCGACAAUUCUGCGGCGAGACACAUCUCACCCGAUUCAUAUUCCAGCAUGGCCGGCCUCGACGCGUUCUUCCGGCCCGUGCCGCUCUUCGGCGCCGCUGCGCUCCUCCGUGUGGCGAUGUUAUACUACGGCCUAUGGCAGGAUGCUAACUCCGCCGUCAAGUACACCGAUAUUGACUAUCUGGUCUUCACCGAUGCGGCUCGCUUCACUGCUCAAGGGCGCUCACCCUACGACCGCGAAACUUACCGCUACACGCCACUUUUGGCCUGGAUGCUUGUGCCUACAGCGUGGCAAGGAUGGUUCUCAUUCGGCAAGGUCGUUUUUGCGGUCGCUGACUUGCUGGCCGGGUUUCUGAUUGUGCGCAUUCUCGAGAGACGUGGCGUGGAGAUGGGGAGAGCACUGAAGUUUGCCAGUAUCUGGCUGCUGAAUCCCAUGGUCGCAACGAUCAGCACCCGUGGGAGCUCGGAGGGACUCUUGGGUGUGUUGGUCAUGGCGCUGCUUUGGGCUGUGCUCGAAAGACGCACGACGCUGGCUGGGCUGUUGCUUGGCUUCGGAGUCCACUUCAAGAUCUAUCCUUUCAUCUAUGCGCCGGCAAUUGUGUGGUGGAUGGAUGAGGAGAUGCUCGGCCGAAAGGGGGCAGGUUCCGCCCAGACGCAGACUAUUGGCGAAGCCUUGGUCAAGUUUGUCAAUGCUGAGAGAGUCAAGCUGGCCGUCGUCAGUCUCGCGACCUUCAUGGGACUCAACAUUGCCAUGUAUUCCAUCUAUGGCACGCCAUUCUUGGUGCACACUUACUUCCACCAUGUCACCAGGAUCGACCACAGGCACAACUUCAGUCCUUACAACGUACUAUUGUAUCUGACGUCUGCUUUCCCGUCCACAGCUACCAUCCGCAUAGAAUCUGUCGCCUUUCUCCCACAGAUCCUACUGUCGACAGUGCUCAUUCCGUUCAUCUUAGCAAAGAAGGACCUUGCAACUUCGAUGAUGGCUCAGACCUUUGCUUUCGUGACCUUCAACAAAGUCUGUACGAGCCAGUAUUUCCUGUGGUAUAUGGUCUUCCUGCCCAUUUACCUCCCUGGCUCAACGUUCCUCAAGAAUCCGAAGCUAGGGGCUACUGCUUUGGGCCUGUGGAUCGUGUCCCAAGCUGCCUGGUUACAGCAGGGCUUCAAUCUGGAGUUCUUGGGCGUUAGCACUUUCUUCCCGGGCUUAUUCGCGUCAUCUGUAGGAUUCUUCCUCGUUAACUGUUGGAUCCUGGGUAUCAUGGUCAGCGAUGGCGAUUCAACAGCCAUGGUGACAGGCGCCAAAUCCAAGCAAUAAUAUUCGCAAGAUGAUGUAGAUGUAUAAGAAGAGGAAGAUCUGGUAACUUUAAGGACCCCAUCACAUUGGUAACCAGACUUGAUACCCGCGUGACCUUGGUCUAUUGGUGAUGUCGUCAAGCCUUGAUCCACACUCGAUGAGCCAAAUUUCAUCUAAAACAAUUCCCAAUCCUUGGGAUUGAUCUCAAAUGCAUGCAAGGGGU